Messenger RNA from Arvicanthis niloticus (Nile rat), 3913 nucleotides. It is a transcript of the gene Htr5a, whose product is annotated as 5-hydroxytryptamine receptor 5A. Gene Ontology annotation, cellular component: plasma membrane. The record is from RefSeq and is a predicted model, not a curated record. NCBI's taxonomy places the organism in Eukaryota, Metazoa, Chordata, Mammalia, Rodentia, Muridae. Gene Ontology annotation, biological process: positive regulation of MAPK cascade; adenylate cyclase-activating adrenergic receptor signaling pathway. Gene Ontology annotation, molecular function: G protein-coupled serotonin receptor activity.
GCCCCUUGAGUCCGCUUUCCGGAUCUCUAAGGAUACCUGGGCUGUGUGGCUGGUAGCCCAACACCCUCCUCUGCCACAGUCUCCUCCGAACUCUCACUGGGUGGAGACUGAAGCCAGGUUCUUGGCUCUUGGCAGAAUCCUUUCCACUGGCCAGCGGUCACAAACAUCUAGAUUGACUUCAGUGGGCUCGGUGGCUACAUAGAGUCUAAACGCAGGUGUCCUGGGCCAGCAAUGGAUCUGCCUGUAAACUUGACCUCCUUUUCUCUCUCUACUCCCUCCUCUUUGGAACCUAACCGCAGCUUGGAUACGGAAGUCCUGCGCCCUAGUCGGCCUUUUCUCUCAGCUUUCCGAGUGCUAGUUCUGACCUUGCUGGGCUUUCUAGCUGUGGCCACGUUCACCUGGAACCUGCUGGUGCUGGCCACCAUCCUCAGGGUACGCACCUUCCACCGAGUACCACACAACCUGGUAGCAUCCAUGGCCAUCUCAGAUGUGCUAGUGGCUGUGCUGGUUAUGCCACUGAGCCUGGUGCAUGAACUGUCUGGGCGUCGCUGGCAGCUGGGCCGGCGUCUAUGCCAGCUGUGGAUUGCAUGUGACGUGCUCUGCUGUACCGCCAGCAUCUGGAAUGUGACAGCAAUAGCCCUGGACCGCUACUGGUCAAUCACGCGCCACCUGGAGUACACACUCCGUGCCCGCAAGCGUGUCUCCAACGUGAUGAUCCUGCUCACCUGGGCACUCUCCGCUGUCAUCUCUCUGGCUCCGCUGCUCUUUGGCUGGGGAGAGACUUACUCCGAGCUCAGUGAGGAAUGCCAGGUCAGUCGCGAGCCUUCCUACACCGUGUUCUCCACUGUGGGCGCCUUCUACCUGCCACUGUGUGUGGUGCUCUUUGUAUACUGGAAGAUUUACAAGGCCGCGAAGUUUCGCAUGGGCUCCAGGAAGACCAAUAGCGUCUCCCCCAUACCCGAAGCUGUGGAGGUGAAGGAUGCCACACAGCAUCCCCAGAUGGUGUUCACGGUCCGCCAUGCCACCAUCACCUUCCAGACAGAAGGGGACACAUGGCGGGAGCAGAAGGAGCAAAAGGCGGCCCUCAUGGUGGGCAUCCUCAUCGGAGUGUUUGUGCUCUGCUGGUUCCCUUUCUUUGUCACGGAGCUCAUCGGUCCCCUGUGCUCCUGGGACAUCCCUGCCAUCUGGAAGAGCAUCUUCCUGUGGUUGGGCUAUUCCAACUCCUUCUUCAACCCACUCAUCUACACAGCGUUCAACAGGAGCUACAGCAGUGCUUUCAAGGUCUUCUUCUCCAAGCAACAAUGAGAGGCCACAUGGGCAUGCCUUCCUCCCGUAGCUCGGUGGAUUAUCCUGUCCCAUGAACCUUUGCAGUCUGCCCAGCUGUCCUGAGGACAAGAUCCAUCUGCCAAGGGCACCAGGGUCACAUCAGGGCUCAGCUCACUUCAGUUCUAUGCCUGUGUGUUGGAAGUUGUCUUCAUCUGAAGGCUCUUGUGGCUUAUGUCCCCAGUCUGGGCACUCUUCCCCACUCAGUACCAGCAGCCACGGACCAGCAGCCACGGACCAGCAGCCACGGACCAGCAGCCACGGACCAGCAGCCACGGACCUGGCCCACAAAGUGCCCAUUUCCCCUCCAACUCCACUCCACAGGGACAUGAGGAGUUUGAUCAGGACAGACGGGAGGGAGGAAGUGAGACAACUGAGGCAGAAAGAACAAAGCCGAAAGUCAGUGGGAAUCACACACACCUGUAACCGUAGCACCAUGGAAACUAAGGCAAGGAAACUAAGGAAACCAAGGAAACUAAAGCUCAGAUUUGGAGCCAGCCUGGGCUACAUAGUAGGUUCAAAAACCAGCUUGAACUAUCUAACAUCGUAUAUAGCAACAGCAAAAUGCACGGGGGAGGCUGUUAGAGCAGCAGCAGACCAUAGGGCAGACUUCCCAGAACAGCCCUCGUUUCAGAGUUCUGCUCUGUGGUCCGGGAGUGAUGUCCCAACACUGGGUCCUUCCUAACAUUUGAUCACAAAGUUCUGUCCCCAAACAUGUCAAAGCACCGUCCCAUUUGUGAUGACAGUGACUCCCGUCUUUACCAUUUGUUCAUUGUAAACACAAAGUCCCCAUCUGUCUGUCUGUCUCUUUGUCUCUGUCUAUCUCUCUGUCUCUGUCUAUGCCGCUCUGUCUGUCUGUCUGUCUCUCUCUCUGUAGAAAAGGACAGUUUCCAGUUAAAAUUGACUCAUCCUUCAACUGGAAAAACAAAAUGUUUCCUUCCAUUUUGAAACAACUGUUCAUGAACAAUAGAAAACUAUCAAUUUCACAGAAUUUGUCAAAAUUAUUUAUUUACUAUGGGUUUCUAUUUACUAUGGGUGUGAUUUCUUUAAAUGUUUCUGGCCUUAGUGUUUAUUCCCUAAAUAGUACAAUUUGAGGCAACAACAGCCAUGAGCUAUUGAUUUUUUAAAAUACAGCUUUACAGUUGGUCACUAUAAGGGCCUGUCCAUCAGACACAUUCAGUAAACAGGAGUGCUGGCUGUUUUUUGGUAUUGGUUUUGUUGGUAUAUGAACCUGACCAGAUAGCCAGACAAGGGUCAAGUGAUGCCAUUAUCAAGUUGGCAGUGUAACUGGUAAGUCAAGACAGUCUAGUAAAGACACAAUGUUUACAUGGUCACAGAAAACCUUGGGCACACUCUCACCUCCAAAGGUGUCCCAAGGGAACUUUGAGAACACUAUCGAAAGAGCCAAGGAGAGAAAGAAGAGCCAGUCACCUUUCCAGAACCCCGUCUAUGCUGACUUCUCCCAUAAGCUGAAAAUAGAGCCAUUGAAACCCACAGGGCUGUGGCCAACUCUUACCAUGUGGUUCUCAGUAAAAUCCUAAGGGAGCAAAACCACUCACACUUCAGGUCCCAGCAGUGAGGAACACGGGGCCAUUUGCUGAAGAAUUCUCAUCCAGGAAGUGGACUCUCAGAGCUAGCCAGGUGAUGGUGCCAUUGCAGAGUUGGUGUUUCUUCAGUUGGCUGGAAGUGAGACAACUUCAUCCUCAUGAGUUUUUAACUAUCUGUUCAUUUAUUUAUGUUUGACACAGGGUCAUACUGUGUAGCCUUGGCUGUUCAGGAACCCACUGUGUAGACCAGGCUGAUCUCAGACUCACAGAGAUCUCCCUGCCUCUACCUCUGCCUCUGUCCUCUGAAUGCUGGAAAAGUAUGUAUUACCACACCGGGACUAAGAGAUUUUUAGGUAAAAAUCCUCCAGUGCUCUGAGGCCCUUUGUCUGGGAGCAGUGGCCUCGAUUAGACACACACCCUGCACUGGGGACUGGCCUGAGCCAGGCUAGAAAGUGAACCGAAGUGAUGGCUCACACAUCCGUGACUGUCAUGACUGUUCUCAUAACACAGUUUCACUAAUGGUUUCAACAAGAGCUUGUUUUCUUUCAAUUUUGGCCUUGGUCACAACUGACAGGGUAUAAGAAGGUGUUUAGUCUGAGUCAUGGGAAAAUGAUGUGCAUAGAGAGUGUUCUAACUGCAAAUUCUAUGCUGUGUCAUUUGAUGUCCACACUCAGCCUGGAGUCCUCAGCACGAUGAGCCUCUAGACCCAAGGAGAGCAGGGGUGCUCCUCUGUAGCAGCACACGUGAGGGGAUUGCUCACCCCAGAGCUGAGCGCGUGCAGCAGGUACUUCUUCCAUGUUUACCACCCAAAGGGUUCUGACCUACUUAUACCACGUUUAUCAUCACAUGGGGCCAUUUGCCCAUAUCACCUUAAUUUAAAACAGCUUACCCAUCAUUCAAAACAUCUACAAACUCUUGGGCAAUAAAACUCCAUUAUAUUCCAUGUCCCUGAUUUCACAAACGCACAGAUCAAAACUAUGUGUAUAAUACGAAGACACAGACAUAUUAUAUUGUAUAUAAUAAAUCAUAUCCAUCAACAUUCC